UCCGCCGAUACAGUCCGCGUGCGUGCACGUGUGUCGUCGCCCGAAGACGUCGCCGCGAUGCAGCUGACAACUCCGUCUAAUGGCGAAGUCUGCAGUGGACGACUCCCGACGCGGAUGAAUUAGGAGCUGCCAGUUAAGUACGAGAGAACCACGAUCGAAGACGAAGAGGAGAGAGGGAAGGAGAGGGUAUAUUCUGCGGUAUAUGUCUAUUCGGCGGACAUGACUGUCGUCGUGAGACUCACCGAUCGCUCUGACGAGAUUUUUGGCGUUCGCGUAUAGCCAGAAACUGGAGGGAACUUAAAACCGCGUUUCUCGAGAGAAUCUAAAUAAAGAACUAUGCAGCGCGAGGGCUGAAGCGGGGCGCGGUGCCUCGGGAUAUGUGAGAGUGAGUAAGAAUGGUACAGCGAGCCGCGUGUAGCAACGAGACGAACGCAUCCCUCAAUGGCGUACCGAACGGCGACCGCGAAGGAGGAACAUCCGGUGUGGUAGCAACGGAUGCGGUGAUAGCGCAUGGUGCUGUUGACGGCGAAUCGACUUCCUUGACACGCAGUGGCGGCGGUAGGUUCUCCCUGUUCAGGUGGUUCAAGCGAAAUCGCGAUUCAACCGUGGAGAAACGACGGAAAACGAGCGCGAGGCCGGACGACGAUGGCGUCGUCCGACGACGCAGCAGCGUCUAUUCCAGCGUGGAGAGCGUAGACACCUUUUACAGCACCACUACGGUCCGCAGUUUUGCGUUUCACACGGGAACCCUGGGUCGUUGCAACGUACUGUCUCUGGACAUUCUCAAGCAAGCAGCCGAGGUCGGCCCGUUUGCCGCUGGAGCUUCGAAGGCGUAUCUAGGUAACAAAGAGAACAACGCCGUUGCCUGCACAUUGCCGAUUAAUGUACACUCCAGAAGACGAGACAUCACCACCAGGUAUUCGUUGCAACCGUCGACGAAUUUCAGCUCGUGCGGGAACUUCCUGACAACCGAAAAGAAUUCAUCGGAUUCAUCGAGAAGAUUCAAUGAAAAUGCGAGAACCAAUUGCAAUGGAUCUGUGCGGCGACGGGUUCAUGUAAAGGGAAAACGGAGAGCACCCAAUCCUCCCGCCGCGGUAGUCAAUGUCGUGGAGGUCGAUGUACGCGAAACACCCGCGAGGAAUAGCAAUAGACGAAAACGACGGGCGCCGCGACCUCCUGAAAAAGCUUCAACCGCGGAGCAAUCGAAGCUCGUCACCAAUGGCGACAAGAUGGAAAUAGAGAAACGGAAGAAUAUCGAUGAGAGACAAUCUAUCAGCAAUGACACGCUAAUUCUUCAGGGUGGUAUGCUGCUGUCGAAGAAGGAAGUCUGCGGUAGUCCAAAGGCCGCGAAAAAGAACGAUAACGAGACGAGAACAUCCAGCGUGACGGUCCUUCAGGAAAGAGCGCAGAGUCCCAUUGGCACUUUGAACGCCAUGCCACGACCUUGGUACAAACGUAGCGUCUUCGAGAACUCUCGCGAUCCUGGAACGUCCAAAAGAGGCGCCGUCUUUCGCAGUCCUGUGGUAUCCACCGAAAUGAAGGAUGAAUGCAUCGGAAUGAACAUAAAUUCUUCCCCGAGUUAUUCCAUCGAUGCUUCUCUGUCAAGGUUUUUCCAUCGCGGUGAACGGCAGAGCGACGACAGGAAACGACAGGAGGCUAAACGAAAGUCUGGCUUAUCCAUUCUGACGAACAUCAGCGAGCUGGACAAAGAAGCCGCAGCGAUCGUGCAAGAGGAGCAGGCGCGAACGCGGGCGUCGAUGAUGCUAAAGGCGUCAAAAUUUGCCGAUGAAUUUGAGAGGAGAAAUGAAGUUAACGAGGAACUCGUUCAGGACAUCGUUACCUCGGCGAUUGAGAGCUCAUCGCCCAGAAGAGGCACACGCGCGCUGAUUUCAAAAUUCAACGCUAUCAGCAACAUCACUAAAGUCACGGUCAACGCUAGUUUUUUUGCUAAAAGAGAUCAGCCAGGUUACAAGCUCGAUCGUGAAACAGUGAGAAACAGCAGAUUCGAACAGGCCGGAGACUGGAGGAAUCAGAGAUUCUCGGUUCAGCAGGAUCUCGGUCAAAGCGUUCGCGUAGAUAAAGAUAUCUCUAGAUACUUCUUGCCACAGCAGAGAUCAUCAAGGAAUAUAACCGAACCGACUCACGCGGAUGUAAAGUCAGUAGACGUAAAGAUUACUUCUAAUAAAGAGCAGAACGAUCAGCUAAUGAAGGACACAUCUAGCAGAAUAUCCUUGUUACAAAGCCAGCUCGCUGCGAAUCGUGCGAACGAGUCUUUAACUACACAAAAGGAUAUUGCGUUUCCGGAAGAAAAAAAUAGAUCGCGGCAAGAAAUCGCCAAAGAAAUAAAGGGCAAAGAAUCGCCGAGACUGAACAACGAAACUAGAAGAGAUUUUUUGCUCUCUCGCGCUCGUAAUUUAGCUGAAAGCACAGAAAACGCAUUAGAUCCCUUCAGAGAGAAUGCGGAUGGGAUGCAAAGGGAAUUUUCGGACAUCUUCGACGAAAUCGACCGACAACUGCAUACUAGAGAGUUUAAACUCGUCGAACGGAGACCAGUAGCCGAAUCUGUCAGAGGCAAAGUUUCGGAGGAUGAAGCCCUAUCAAGCAAAGUGGCUAAAAUACUCGAUAUUCUGGUGGAAGCUGAGAAGGAUAGUAAAACAAGACCGACAGUGCAGUCGGAAAGAUCGAUGCAAGACAAGGAAACAUCCCGUUUGAUUGAUUCAGACCAGAAGAUGAAGCCCAGUAAGACAAAAUUAACCGCUCUCAAUACUGUCGAGGAUCCAAUUACGACGGAUUUGAAGGAGAUGGUGAAGGAGAUGAAGCGCUCGUUACCGAAACGACCCAAGUCGAAGAAGACUAUAUCGAACGAUGAUGACGUUCUCGAAAAGGUUGAGAAGCGUUCACCUGUACCUGCGAACAAGAUCUCUUACAUUGGUUCGGUCAUGGCGACAAGGCCGGUAACAUCGUCCAAUGAUUACGAGACAGAUAAGCAAAAGGUGUCCUCGUCAGCGCAAACCAGUGGAAACAUCCGUAGAUUAAAUCAGCCUUCUACGUCCGCCGAACGACCAUCUACAUCUGGAUGGAAACACGAGAACGUGCUCUACAGAACUUCUGGCAAGGGUUCGGUCCUUGUGAAAAAUACUUUCCAACUGAUACGACCACGCGAUUUCGCCGAGAUAGAAGCUAUGAAGACCACGAAGGAGAUAUACAAGGAAAACACUUAUGCCAAUGUGAUAGAACCGUCGCUGUAUGCCAAUGCUCACGUACCUCCCAUAUCGCCGAAACAACGGCCGGAUCCGACGCGAUCUAAGGCUAUUCCGCAAAAUAGCCACGCUGAAAAGUCGCCCAAUAUUGCAAACGAGAAUAAAAUCAUGUCGAACGACGACGAGCUUGUAGAUGAAGACGAUAAUUCAACAGCGAGGAACAUGAAUACUCUGGCCAUAAAUCGAUUACUAAGAAAACUGGAAGGGGCUAUCGCGUCGGGUCAUCAUCAGCAAGCGGCAGGAUUAGCGAAGGAAUUGGCAAGACUCAAAAUCCAUUGUUCCGUGAUACGACAGCGUUCGGCGGCGCGUUUGAAGGAUCAGUCGAUUAAAGUCAAUAUGUAUAUCGAAGACAAACUCGCCCACCAAGGGCCCAUACCACUUCAGCUGCCGACGAGAAUGACGGUAGCCGAGCUGAAGACAAAGAUACAUACGGAGUUUGAGAUACCUACGAACGUGCAACGAUGGAUCAUCGGGAAAAACUUGGCUGAUCGCGACGAAACCACUCUCGACGAAUUAAAUGCGGUGGAUGGUUUACCAGUGUUCCUUUAUCUUGUAGCACCCGAAUUGCACGUCGAUAAUGCAACGCAAGCGAAUAAGCCAGAAGUUCCCGAGACAGAGAAAGUUCCUGAGGAAUUGCCGCAAGAUCCACCAAUGGAAAUCUUAGAGACAAUCGAAGAAAAGCAGGAAAUUAAGGAAACGGAUAAAAUAAUAUUAACAACAGACGAGCAUCAGCAAGAAGUAACGGAGACAGACACGACGGAAGACGUCAAGAUAAGACGAUACGAGGAACUGAUAUCGUUGGAGAACUGGGAUGUCAUUCCGAAUUCUGAAUCAAUCGAGUGUCCAAUAUGCUUCGUUACAUAUGGUCCGCGCGAAGGUGUAAUUCUGAGGGAUUGUUUACAUAUGUUCUGCAGACAAUGUAUUGCCAAUACAAUCGCAUAUUGUGAAGAAGCGGAAGUGAAAUGUCCAUACAGAGACCCCGACUAUACGUGUGAAUCGACUCUUCAAGAACGUGAGAUCAAGGCGCUCGUCGAGCCGGAAGUUUAUCAGCAGCAUCUCGCAAAGUCGAUCGCACAAGCGGAGAACAAUGCCGGAAAUAAGGCUUUCCAUUGCAAGACACCGGACUGUCCUGGUUGGUGCAUUUACGACGACGAUGUGAACAAUUUCUUAUGUCCUGUAUGCGGAGCUAAUAAUUGUCUUAACUGUCAGGUCGUUCAUACCGGGAAGAACUGUAAACAAUAUCAGCAAGAAUUGCUGUUUUCAAAAGAAACUGAUCAAGAAUCUAGAAGGACAGCAGCAAUGCUUAAAGAGAUGGUCGAUAGAGGAGAGGCACUUGCGUGUCCCACGUGUGCCGUCGUCCUUAUGAAGAAGUGGGGCUGCGACUGGCUGGUUUGCUCCAUGUGCAAAACGGAGAUAUGUUGGGUAACCAGAGGACCGCGUUGGGGCCCAGGAGGUAAAGGGGACACAUCUGGUGGUUGCAGAUGUGGUGAGAACGGAGUCAAGUGUCAUCCUCGUUGCAAUUACUGCCAUUAAAGAAUUACAACUGAUAUAACAAUGAGUAAAUUUUUUUAUAAAAUAGUUAAUAGAAAAUUUUGGGUCU
Pogonomyrmex barbatus (red harvester ant) is the source of this 4860-nucleotide messenger RNA. RefSeq lists its product as uncharacterized. NCBI's taxonomy places the organism in Eukaryota, Metazoa, Arthropoda, Insecta, Hymenoptera, Formicidae. The record is from RefSeq and is a predicted model, not a curated record. Gene Ontology annotation, cellular component: LUBAC complex. Gene Ontology annotation, biological process: proteasome-mediated ubiquitin-dependent protein catabolic process; protein linear polyubiquitination. Gene Ontology annotation, molecular function: ubiquitin-protein transferase activity; ubiquitin binding.